UGACGUAGGGACCUGGCCCAUCCCAUGUCGCCAUCGUUCCUCCCCUCUUUCCUCGCAAAAUUCCAAGUUUUCGCGAGCCUGAAAGGACGAUGUUGAUAUAAACCCCUCCCAACCUCCCAUUCUCCAUCCCGAAUCAUCCGCUUCUCUGCUCGCCCCUACUCGCCUUUUCUCAGGUGUCAUGGGCUUGAGAAAAGAGUUUUUGCUUCUUCUCAUACUGGUUGUUAGCUGGUCAAAUGCAGAUGCCAGGAGUUUGGUGACCUUUGAUGUUACAGUUUCCCCAGUAGUCGUUGAGGCACCAAGACACGAGAAUAAAAUUUCUGAAGCAGUCCUAAGGGAUGACCAACUCUGUGCAAUGUGUGAAAAUUUUACUGCUCAGGCUGCCUAUUUUCUUGGUGAAAACAAGACUCAAACUGAGAUAAUCGAGACCCUUCAUCAAGCAUGUUCCCAGCUGCAGCCUUUUGAACAGCAGUGUAUUUUGCUGGUGGACUAUUAUGCAUCUCUUUUCUUCGGUGAAAUUACUAACAUACGUCCAGAGGAGUUCUGCACAAAGGUAAAUCUCUGUGAGAAAAUGGUUGCUGUCAAUCUACAAAAGAGUGAGGAGACGUGCACACUCUGCCAUCGUGUUGUUGCUGAGAUAACCACCAAGUUGAAAGAUCCUGAUGCGGAGUUUGAGAUAGUUAAAAUGCUUAUGAAGGAAUGCAACAAGAUGGACCAUUAUGGUCAAGAGUGCAAGAAGCUGGUCUUCCGCUAUGUUCCACUGAUCCUGGUCAAUGGUGAGAAGUUUCUUGAGACUACUGAUGUCUGUGCUUCCAUCCAUGCUUGUGAGGCCAGCCAAGAAAAUGUCGUUGGAACUGGAUUACUGGUGGAGACAUCCUUUGAAUGAAGUAUGAAUUUAUAGACAUCCUUGAUGCAAGAAGGUAUGUAACAUUAACAGAAUGAGAGAGGGGAUGCAAGAAAAAUCAUAUGAAAGGGGUUCUGGAAGCGGGGAAGGAGUGAAUUUCAAAUGACAUCUUAUUGUUGUAUUCAUAGUAUCCGUUGCUGUGUUCAUAUUCCAUAGCUAUAAUUUGCGUGAUCUGUCACUGGUUGGAACAAGCCUGGUUGUUUCUUGUACUCUAUUCAGGUUGUGAAAUAUGUUAUGGCACUUACCAGCUUCCUCAGUA
Molecule: messenger RNA, 1160 nt
Organism: Phoenix dactylifera (date palm)
Lineage: Eukaryota; Viridiplantae; Streptophyta; Magnoliopsida; Arecales; Arecaceae
Biological process (GO): lipid metabolic process
Source: RefSeq, a predicted model, not a curated record